UGCGCUCUUCUCAUUGGAGAAUCAAAAUGGCCGCCAAAGAGGCGGAACAAACAGAAUUAGCCACAGAAACUGAGGAAUUAUGCGAAGAUCUUGCACCUGGUGACUGUGGCAGUGCCAUGCUGAUAGCAUCUGAUUCGGAUGACAAUUUAAGUACCGAAUUCGAUGGGGUAAAGGUCUUUAGAAAUAAACGGGGUCAUAUUCACGAAAUCGUUCGUCAAAGUUCACAGGAACACGGGGACUCUUCAGGUACAGAACACGGAGAUGUCAACGAUGUGGGACCCAAUGGCGACCAAACAACACCUGGUGCGAGUGAAGAUUCAAGCGGCGAACAGAGCGACGGCAAAGAACUUGAUGGUGGAGUUAAAGAUCUCUGUAUAUUGCCAGAACAUGAUGAAGAUGAUGUGAAAACACCAGACUGGAGAGCGAAGCGUAAACAUGUCUUUAUAUUGAGUGAUUCUGGAAAGCCUGUGUACUCAAGGUAUGGAAACGAGGACAAAUUAGUGACCACUUUUGGAGUUAUGCAAGCAUUAGUGUCAUUCGUAGAAGACUCCAAUCAUGACAGUAUCCGUUCCAUAGUUGUAGGCGAUCAUCGCGUCGUCUUCCUCCAUUACGAUAACAUCAUCCUCGUGUGCGCCACGUGCGGAAUGGAAUCAGACAGACAGAUUCGAAUCCAGCUUAAUUACUUAUAUAAUCAGAUUUUAAGUGUAUUGACGCUCAGUACGCUGAAGAAGAUAUUCAAGCAGCGUAGGAAUUAUGAUUUACGGCGACAGUUGAGUGGCUCCGAGAAGUUUCUAGACAGUUUGUUGUGCAUGAUGGAGACGGAGCCUGGGUUGUUGCUGAGUGCAGUCCGGUGUCUACCCAUCGAGAGUCAGACCAGAGACAUGAUUGCUCAGAGUAUCGUGCAGAAUGCAAAGAUUAAGGACCUGGUGUUUGCGCUGAUUAUUGCCAACAGCCAGCUGGUGACGCUGGUGCGUAUGAAGCGCUACUUCCUGCACCCGAUGGACCUGCACCUGAUCAUCAACUUAAUCAACGCCGCAGAGUCUUUCAAAGCUGCGGAGUCCUGGACUCCCAUAUGCUUGCCAAAGUUUGACUCGUCAGGGUUCCUGCAGGCUCACAUUUCAUACCUGGAUGAGGCCUGCCAGACGUGUCUACUGCUGCUGUCUGUUGACAGAGACUGCUUCUUUACACUGUCCGAAUGCAAGACAAAGGUCACAGAACGACUCAUAAAAUACAACGGCCUAAAAGCGAUCAGCGACUCUCUGAGAAAGGACAGUUACAACAUCUCCAAGUGUGGGAUCUCAGACCUGCGUCACUUCCUGUACAAGAACAAGAGCACGGCGCAGUACACGAGUCCCGAGCUUGAGGCCCCCUAUCUGAGUACGGAGGAGCAGGAGAGACUGUUUGGGCUGUACUACUACCUGCACAACCGGAUACACUCCACUAGUCGGCCCCUCAAGAUUCUCUACCAUGUAGGGCAGUAUGAGGCACUGCUAGGCUGGGUAACUCAAGGAUUCGAGCUGUAUGCAGUCUUCAGUCCACUUGUGACGAAAUCAUUGGCGAUCAACGCAGUAAACAAGCUCAUGGCAUGGAUACGGAAGGAAGCUAGUCGAUUAUUUAUACUCGAGUCUGUGACAUUCUGAUAGUUAGUCUGGUUUUAGUAGUGGUGUGAACCAAAUCAACAUUGUGAUAUGUGCAUUUGAUAAAUGUGUUAAUGGAAGGUCUAGUCGCUGAAAGUUUUGUUGGCUGGGGACUCUUAAAGAAUCAGAUGAUAUCUUGGAAGGGGAAUAAGGGCACUCUUGAUAUCAUAUUUCUUUAGUUCUAUAACUCAUUAUCUUUAGGGCAAAAUAUUAGCAAAAUAUAAGCACUUAAUAUGUUCGUAAGGUAAGAUGACAGAUUGGGCACCGUAAAACAUAAGAAUUUUCAACAGUGAAGGAUUAUGACAUAACCUGCUACAAUUAGCAGAUGGUUACCUUUAUGGUAACAUAUUAACUUUGAGGUAAAAAUGUGUUUUUUUUAUAAUAAUAUUGUUUCUGGGUAAUAGAUGGUUUGCAAUGCACAAAAUCUGAAUGGCUACCUUAAAUGUCAAACAAAGUUCAAUAUUGUUUAAAAAGCAUAGAGUAGCCGCUCAAAAUUUAACACUCCGCUGGUGCAUUCAAUGAUUAAGAUAUGUAAGUUAACUCUGUACAUUAAAGGUUACCUGUAUGAGAUGGUGUGUAACACACAAGGACAACAUGGUAACCAUUAAUAGCUUGACUAUGAUUUUUGAUGUGUAUGAUUUUACAUUCAUAUAACUUCCAAAUGCCACAUGACCUGACAGUUAGCUUCACAAUUUGUCAAGGUACGAGUCACAUAGCAUAUUCAUUCAGAUAUACCUUUAAUUACAAAAAGUAUCAAUCAUUGCUGAAAUAAAUUGACAUUUUCUACAGCUGAGUUUAAUAUAAAUGUUUAUUUGAAUAUGUCUUUGAAAGCCAUUUGAUGACAUUUUAUUGAUGAAUAGCUCAUGUAUAAAUUGCCACAUUCACUUGAUUAUUUAGAGAUAUUAUUUCAUAUAGGUCAUAAAUUUGCCGUGUAAAUGUUAGCAAAGUGUAUGUCCUAUAGGAUGACUUUUUCUGAAGCCAUUCUUUAAGUUUCAUAAAUGUUAUUAUUUUAGAUAUAAUUUCUAAAUGGCAUGUGUACACAUGUUAUGCAAUUUUCACCUGAUUUAGCAAAAUACUACCAAAUAUAGUGAUAAUGUACAUGUUUUAAUACCUGAAAAUAAUUAAUUGAUCAUUAUUUAAUUAUAUACAAAUAAAGCAAAUGAGAAUUCAUUAAACCUGUGGAACAUGUGUUUCUAUUACAAAUUGUUAAUGGUUAAAUAUAUUAAGAAAUAUAUUUAAGGGUUAUUACAAUGCUUUUAAAAAUAUUGCAUUAAUAUCAUUUUUUGACCUUAUUUAAUGUUCAUAGGCCAGUUCAGAGGGCAAGAAAUUGGCUAUGUACAAUGCAUUUUGUUGUACAUUUGGUUGUAGUUUUUAUAGGAAAAUAUUUGCCAGUAACAAAGAUGUUAAUGUUAGUGUGUGUUUUGUUAAACUAUAUUUUUGUAUGAAUGUAUGGAAUGUUUUAGUGGCAGUAGUAGUAUAACUCAAAAAUUUGAAAUGCACAUUUAACUAUUUGAACAAAUAGUCUGUUGUUUCAAGUGAAAAUGUAUGCAGUACAAAUAAUGCAAGUAGUAACUCUGACAAUAAUAGGAACUGCCAGGGUGACACACCAGUUAGUUACACUACUAUAAGUGAUAUUUUUUAGAGAAUUGUAUAUUUACAAAGUAUACUCUAAUAAUAUACUAAAUACAAGUUUUGUAACUAUAGUGUUAAAGUGUAUUUUUUUUAAUAAUUAAAAUUAAAAAUAUUUUGUUUGAAAUGUUUAAACAAAAGGAAUUAAUUAUUUGUUGGGCCGUUUAAUUGAACUUGUUCACAUUUCUAUAAAAAAUAAUUGUGAUAGAGCCUAAACAGAAUGUAUUAUUUUAUUCAUACAAGCAAAAUAGCAAUCCUGAUAAAAAGAUGUUAACAAUUAAUGUCUGUUUAUAGGAUAAUCAUUAGUAAUAAUCAGUAUAAUUGUAAGAAGAUUGUAAAACAGCAUGUCCAGACUGUAAUUUUGUCAUUCAUUAUGUUUUAAAAUAACUAACCACAAGUGGCCACCAUCAGUAGACAGUGUGUUAUAGGUAUCAACUGUCUCCAUACUUUAAAGGUAAAGGUCACACUAGGAGGGCAGAGGUCAAUUUUGCCAUUACAAAUUUGGUGCAUCCUUGUCCUAUGGACACAUGUCGUGUUUUGUAACAUGACAUUAAAUGGUCUUUAGAAGAAUACGAAAUUCUCUGAGACAGUCACUUAAAAUGUAUAUGAAGUCAAUUUAUUCAAGCCCUGGUCAAUUCAAAUUCAUGUAAUAAUUAUGUACUGGGGGAGAUUGGAUGAUUUAAUUAUUGUGUUUGGUGUUUAAUAUAAAUAUUUCUUAUUCCCCAUUAGAAGAAGUAGGGAUGUCAUACUAUAAUAAAGUGGUUAGUUGGUCAAUCUGUUGUUAACCAGGUUUUCCGAAGGAAAAAACUGGUUAUUAGAUUGGCGAAUGCGGGCGGGCUGGCUGGCGGGCUGGCGGGCGGGCGGAACAAUCUUGUCCGGGCCAUAACUAUGUUGUUCAUUGUCAGAUUUUAAAAUCAUUUGGCACAUUUGUUCACCAUCAUUGGACGGUGUGUCGCGCAAAAUAAUUACGUCGAUAUCUCCAACGUCAAGGUCACACUUUGAGUUCAAAGGUCAAAAAAAAAAAAAAAAAAAAAAAAAAAAAAUUCUCCCUUUAUCAGAUUUUUUUUUCACAAUGAAAACCUGGUUUUGUGACAAUUUUGUCCCUUGUUCAUUUUGUUUCCAAACAAUAUGCAGAGGUAACCCUGAUCUUUAAUGAUGUAUGUUGGUAUGCUGGUUAUUACGGAGAAAAGGAUGACACCAAUGAUUUUGAGGUCAACAAGUUAAAGUGUCAGGGUCACACUAAGAUGUAAAAGGUAAAUGUGGGCAUGAAGCAGCUGCCUCAGUCAUAUCAUUGUCAUUUAUUGAUAGAUUAUAAAAUUACUCGGCUAAAAUUAAAUCCAUCAUAAGAUGACAUGUAAUGUGUAACAUGUGUCUCCUUACCCCAAAGGUCAAGGUCACUUAGGUCAAAUUUUGCCAUAAAACCGCUUGUCCAUACUGUAACUAUGUCAUUCAUCAUGCCUUUUACCACUACCACUUUUUACCACUACCACUUUUUACCACUACCACUUUUAACCGCUAAUUUACCACUUAUGACUAUAAUGAGGAGACAGCAUUUUGUGUGUAACACUUGUCUACCAACCUCAGAGGUCAACGUCACACCUAGAGAUCAAGAGUAAAAUUUGGCUAUAAAAUGGCUUGUUAGGGCUUAACUUUGUCAUUCAUAGUUUAGUUUUUAGAACAGUAUCACAAAUGACUACCAUGGGAAGACAGAGUUUGGGGUGUAUCACCCCUCUUAUUACAUCAAAGGUCAGGGCUUCAAGAUGUCAACAUUGGUCAUAAAACAGCUUGUUUUUUACAUAGGUGGAGUUUUGAUAAAAGUGUAAUGUAUUUGCAUCCUUACCAUAUGGACACAUCUCUAAUUUACUAAAAAUUAUAGCUGAUUUGAAGUCCGCUUAUUAGUAAAUUGAUUCUUAUUAUUCAGGUACAUGCAAUAAUGUACAAAGCCUGUCUUGUUUUAAUUUGAUUAUAUUAAUUCAUGAACCGGAGUUUUAAUUAUCGCCAGUGGCCAUGAUUUUUCAUCCAUCGUCAAUAUUUACUCAGUGAGCCAUAUUUAUUGCCCCAAGCUUAGGGACUUGAGGUCUCCAGUGAGCAUCUAAAGCACUCUUGUUUUUGAACAUUAUAGGUGUUUAAAUAGAAAAUUAUUAUGUUAGAGAAUAUGAGUCAUAAGGACGCUUCUAUAGAGUAAACAUGUUUAUAUGAGAUUGAAAAGUAUUCUCAUAAACAUAUGAACAAAUUGUAAUAACAGAAUAUGCAUAAACUAUCAAUCUUGCAUGUAUGUAUGUGCUAUUUAUUUAUUUUAUUUUAUUGUUGAAAUGAUGUUACGAGCAAAUAAAAAUUGUAAACAUUGUGA
Messenger RNA from Dreissena polymorpha, 5616 nucleotides. Its product is annotated as protein SAND-like. The coding region runs from base 27 to 1640 and encodes 537 amino acids. The record is from RefSeq and is a predicted model, not a curated record. Lineage: Eukaryota; Metazoa; Mollusca; Bivalvia; Myida; Dreissenidae. Gene Ontology annotation, biological process: vesicle-mediated transport; protein targeting to vacuole. The transcript has 7 exons.